AUGUUGGUCCCAGAUUCUACCAAGUUCCCCAAUGGUAUGAAGCAUGUUGCAGACCAUCUGCACGAGAAUGAUUUUUUGUUUGGUAUGUACUCCUCGGCGGGAGAGUACACUUGUGCCGGCUAUUCUGGAUCUUUAGGCCAUGAAGAAGACGAUGCAGCCUUUUUCGCUCAAAACGAAGUGGAUUACUUGAAGUAUGACAACUGUUAUAAUCGUGGUCAAUUCGGCUCUCCCGAGAUUUCCUUCAAUCGUUACCGUGCCAUGUCGGAGGCUCUGAACAAAACUGGAAGGCCAAUUUUCUACUCUUUGUGUAACUGGGGUCAGGAUUUGACAUUCUAUUGGGGUUCCGGCAUCGCUAACUCUUGGAGAAUCAGUGGUGAUAUCACAGCCGAUUUUGAUCGUCCAGAUAGCAGAUGUCCGUGUGAUGGAGAUGAAUACGAUUGUGCAUACGCAGGAUUCCACUGUUCAAUUAUGAACAUUUUGAACAAGGCAGCACCAAUGGGACAAAAUGCAGGAACUGGUGGUUGGAAUGAUUUAGACUGUUUGGAGGUCGGUGUCGGUAAUUUGACAGAUGAUGAAGAAAAAGCCCACUUUUCUAUGUGGUCUAUCGUCAAGUCUCCAAUGGUCAUUGGUGCUGAUGUUAGAAACUUGAAACCCUCUUCUUUUUCGAUCUACAGUCAGGCCUCGGUUUUAGCCAUUAACCAGGAUCCAGCCGGUAUUCCAGCCGUUAGAGUAUGGAAACGUUCUGUUCCUGAGACUGAUCAAUAUGGUCAAGGUGAAAUUCAGCUAUGGAGUGGUCCACUUGACAACGGUGAUCGUGUAGUAGCCUUAUUGAAUGGUGGUAUGAAAGAGAGACCAAUGGUUGCUUACUUGGAGGAUAUUUUCGUUGACAGCUUCUUAGGUUCUGAAGAGUUGACUUCCACUUGGGAUGUUUAUGACCUGUGGGCCAACCGGGUUGACAAUAUGACUGCUUCCCAGAUUCUAGAUGGUUCCCGCUCUGCAAACGGUCUGUUGUAUAAUGCCACACAAACUUCAUAUGCUGAUGGUUUGAAGGCAAACGACACAAGGUUAUUUGGUGGGAGAGUUGGUACCAUCGAGCCUUAUGGAUUAUUGAACGCGACCGUCCCUGCCCACGGUGGUGGCCUCUUCAGAUUGAGAAGACAGGCUCAAAAUUAA
Messenger RNA from Torulaspora delbrueckii, 1173 nucleotides. Its product is annotated as glycoside hydrolase family 27 protein. Gene Ontology annotation, biological process: carbohydrate metabolic process. The transcript has a single exon. NCBI's taxonomy places the organism in Eukaryota, Fungi, Ascomycota, Saccharomycetes, Saccharomycetales, Saccharomycetaceae. The record is from RefSeq and is a predicted model, not a curated record. Gene Ontology annotation, molecular function: alpha-galactosidase activity. Bases 1 to 1173 code for a protein of 390 amino acids.